AUGGGCUUUUGCUGGAGCGGGGAGUGUGGCAACAGGCCUUGCUGGGGAGGCCAUUAUAUGCCCGGUUGGGUGGGCCCCACUGUGCUGCUCUGCAUCUAUGGUUUCUGCUCCAUGAUGAGGCCUAUAGAGCCCUUCAUGACGGAGUUCCUCACGGGAACUUACAAGAAUCUCACCACGGAGCAGGUGACCAGACAGGUAUUUCCUGUGUGGUCUUACUCCAGUUUGGUUCUCCUCAUCCCAGUCCUGCUGGUGACAGACUUCCUCAGGUACAAGCCUGUAAUCAUCCUCCAGGGGUUCAGCUAUGUCACAGCGUUUCUGCUGAUACUAUUUGGCUCGGGGGUCCGAUCAGCUCAGUUGGCCUUCUUCAGCUUCAGCAUUGCCCUGGCAGCAGACGUGGCCUAUUUCUCCUACAUUUACAGCGUGGUGCAGCCCAGCUACUAUCAGAGAGUGACCAGUUAUGUCAGAGGGGCCAUGCUACUGGGCUACGCUGUGGGCGCUCUGCUGAGUCAACUGCUGGUGUCUUUUGGGGUGUCCUUGUAUUGCUUAGCUGUUGUGUCUCUCACCUCUGUCUCUGUAGCACUGAUAACCUCCUUUUUCCUGCCAAUGCCUAAGACUAGUCUGUUUUUCAAGGGAACAUAUUCCGCACAACAGGGUAGCUCUGGUGAGGACACUCACAACUCUGAAAGCCAAGACUUUUCCAUGUGGGUGAAAAUCACAACAGCUGCCAAGCAUGUUGGGAGGAUGUUCAGAGGGCUCGUAUUGGACUGUGCUGCCGCUACUAUUGCUGUGGGACACGUGUCCCUGGACUGGUCCGUGUGGGGGGAACUGGUCCUGGGAGGUUUAACGUUCGUGAUCGCUGGGGCUAUACUCCUAAUGGAUCUGACUGACGACAUCUGGAUCAGCUAUGCAUGUUUCUUCCUCUUCAAAACAGUUUACAUGCAGCUCAGCACCGUCUGCACUUUUCAGAUAGCCAAGACGCUGAAAAUGGAGCGCUAUGCAUUGGUAUUUGGCGUGAACAGCUUUGUGAGCACAAUCCUCCAGAGUGUCCUCGCCGCUAUCAUCAACAACACUCUACAGGUCACCAUCACCUUGCAGUUCAUUGUCUACGCCUCGUACUUUGCUGCCAUUUCCCUGCUGUUCACAGUCAGAGGUAUGUAUACUCUGCUCGACAUUAAACGUCCUGUCGAAAACAACCAGGCAGAGAGAGCCACCAACUUACCAGAGCCCACACGUCUUUGA
This is a messenger RNA of Epinephelus lanceolatus (giant grouper), 1239 nucleotides long. RefSeq names its product thiamine transporter 2-like. Gene Ontology annotation, biological process: vitamin transport; transmembrane transport. Gene Ontology annotation, molecular function: vitamin transmembrane transporter activity. NCBI's taxonomy places the organism in Eukaryota, Metazoa, Chordata, Actinopteri, Perciformes, Serranidae. Gene Ontology annotation, cellular component: plasma membrane. The record is from RefSeq and is a predicted model, not a curated record.